Molecule: messenger RNA, 1253 nt
Organism: Silurus meridionalis
Lineage: Eukaryota; Metazoa; Chordata; Actinopteri; Siluriformes; Siluridae
Gene: nup37
Product: nucleoporin 37
Exons: 10
Coding region: 190-1173 (327 amino acids)
Cellular component (GO): nuclear pore outer ring
Molecular function (GO): protein binding
Source: RefSeq, a predicted model, not a curated record
AGGGCCAAUCCGGAAAUAAAAGAAAUUGCAAUAAUUUUGAACGAGUUUGAAAGACGGGUUUUUUUUUUUUUUGACAAGCAUGACACUAGGGCACGUUCAGGGUUUAUAAAAACAACAGCUGUACUCGGAUCAAUUAGAAAAGGUGGAGUUGUAGUGACGUUGUCAGCAGCAGCAGCAGUAUCCGUGUUGAUGAUGCAGGAGGAGGCGGGACACUCGGCCACAUACUCACUGCCCUGCGACGGCAGCGUCCACGUGGUGGAGUUCAGUCCCUAUGACUGCGGCUCCGCCUCCUCUCUCCUCGCCUACGCCGAAAACCAGCACGUGGUGGUGGGAACGUGCCGCUUUCAGGAAGAGGACAAGGACGUAGACGGAGUAGAAUUUAACGCUCUGCGUGUCUUCAUGCACGGUGUUCGUGUGGACGCUCUGGCAUGGAGUCCAGAAUCCCGACUGGACAAGCUGCCGCAGAUGAUCAGGUUCUGCACCGCAUCAGCCGACCGAAAACUGAGACUCAAUACUUCAGAUCUUCAGAAGCUGGAUGAACUGACGGUGAUGGAGGGACACACCAGCUACAUCAAUCAUGUCAUCUUCGAGCCAACGGAAGGAAAGCAAAUAGCAUCGGUCAGUGACGAUCACACUUGCAGGGUUUGGGAUCUGGAAGGGAACGAAACUGUACUGUUCAGACUUUGGUCUCCGGGAGUCACCGUGUGCUGGCAUCCUGAGGAGGUGUAUAAGCUGAUGGUGGCCGAGAAAAAGGGCACCAUACGUUUCUAUGAUCUCGUCACCCAUCAGGCCAUUCUGUCUUUGGAGAGCGGGCAGAUGCCGCUCAUGUCCGCCGACUGGUGCCUCACGAACACCAUUAAAGUGGGCGCUGUGGUGGGGAGCGACUGGGUGAUCUGGGAUAUUACACGAUCUAGUUAUCCUCAGGACAAAAGGCCUGUGCAUUUAGACAAAGCACGACUCUUCAGGUGGUCAAGAGCAAAUGAAAAUCUUUUCGCCACGACUGGCUGUCCAGGGAAAAUCAGCAGUCAGUUACUGGUGCAUCACCUGAGUCACCCUCAGCCAGUGAUGAUCGGCUCGUCAGUGGUGGGCUCGGGUCUCAGCUGGCACAGAACCCUCCCCCUGUGUGUGAUUGCUGGAGACCGAAAGCUCUCUUUCUGGAUGACUGAGAUGUGAGCUGACUUUUUGUCAUGCCUUUAAAAAAAAUUAUUCUGUUUAUUUUUUUUGCAUCUUUAAUAAAUUUACAUUUUCUUACA